GGAAAAAAGAAAAGACCGUAUCCUCUUCGCCGCCUAACUCUGAGUAUGUCCAAACGUUGACACUGCUCGGGUCGGGUCGAUAUACCCAAUAUCCACGGAACAGAAGCAUCGUCGUGCACAAAAUGGUGGUCUUUCACAAUCAUCACCAUCCUCUGCACCAACAAGAAACAGUAGCUGUACCUUUAUUCUAAAUUACACACAUUUUAUAAUACCGUAAAAACAACACAAAGCUAUUAAUUUAAGCAACGCACAUCUAUUCUCCAUUCCUUCUUAAGCUUGAAGCAAACUCUUAUUCUUUUUUAAAUUUAAAAUUACGCGUUAAAACAAGCAACUGCAUUUAGAUCUGAAGCUGAAACACACAGAAUGAAGCUCUCGGCGUUGCAGCUAAGCAACCUCAACCGCCGGAGCAACAGCUUCCGAUCGCCGUUAGAUUCCGGCGACGUCUCCGGCAAAUCUCCGGCUGCGCUUUUCUGGUUAGCAUUUCACGUUUUAUGCUGCUUAAUUAGCUUAGUUCUCGGCUUCAGAUUCUCUCGUCUUAUAUUCUUCCUGUUAUUCACGACUACUACUACUACUACAACUAUAUAUACUACGACGCCGUUUCGUAGAGCUGCUAGUAUAGUUACGGCUGGUGGUAGAGCGCUUCCGUUUUCGAAACCGGUAGUGAAUUAUGAAUCUGCGGUGAAUACGACGACGGUGAAGGCUAGUGGCGUUGUUGUUGGACGCCACGGGAUUUUGAUACGGCCGUGGCCGCAUCCGAAUCCUGAUGAGGUGGUUAAGGCUCAUAAGAUGAUUGAGAGAGUUCAGAUGGAGCAGAGAGCUCAGUACGGUGUUAAAAACCCUAGGUCUUUGAUUGUGAUUACGCCGACUUAUGUUAGGACGUUUCAGGCUUUGCAUCUUACUGGAUUGAUGCACUCGCUUAUGAAUGUUCCGUAUGAUCUGACGUGGAUUGUUGUUGAAGCUGGCGGAAUUAGUAAUGAGACAGCUUCGUUGAUUGCAAAGUCGGGGAGGAAGACUGUGCACAUUGGAUUUGAUGAGAAGAUGAAGCUUUCGUGGGAGGAUCGUCAUCAGAUGGAAGCUAGGAUGCGGCUUCGUGGAUUGAGGGUUGUUAGAGAUGAGAAAUUGGAUGGAAUUGUGAUGUUUGCGGAUGAUAGUAAUAUGCAUAGUAUGGAGCUUUUUGAUGAGAUCCAAACAGUGAAGGGGAUCGGAGCUAUAUCUAUUGGUAUUCUGGCUCAUGGGAGUAAUUCUGAUGAAGAACUUGAUAUAGUUCAGAAGACAGUGGGUGGUAACAAAUCAAGUUUGCCAAUUCAGGGUCCAGCAUGUAAUAGUUCGGAACACUUAGCUGGUUGGCAUACUUUUGAUUCACUGCCAUAUGCCACGAAGAGUGCUAAGUAUAUUGGUGAUAAGGCAGUUGUGCUUCCUAGGAAGAUGGAAUGGGCUGGGUUUGUACUGAAUUCCAGGUUGCUAUGGGAAGAAGCAGAGGAUAAGCCGGAUUGGGCUAAGGAUUUCCACAAUAUUGUUACCAGUGAAGCUGAUGUUGAGAGUCCGCUGUCUAUAUUGAAAGAUUCUUCGGUAGUGGAGCCUCUUGGCAAUUGUGGCCGGAAAGUUAUGAUGUGGUGGCUUCGUGUGGAAGCUCGUGCUGACAGCAAAUUUCCACCCGGGUGGAUUAUUGACCCCCCAUUGGAAAUCACUGUCCCAGCAAAACGUACACCAUGGCCUGAUGCCCCUCCAGAGUUGCUUAAUAAUGAGAAAUUAACCAACAUUCAAGAGAGCACUGAGAAGCGUGCACCAAAAACACGAGCACCCAGAUCAAAGCACAGUUCUAGGAAGAGAAAACAUGAAUCAAGAAGUGUACAUGAAGCACGAAGUGUGGAUAGACAUAUUUCUGUAAGCAGCACCGUCAAGGAGUAGAAUAAUUCUUAUCACCAUGUGUUUUCUAAGAAUUGUAUGUUGUGUGCAUUUGGAAAUGUGAGUAGCCACCACCUCGACAAAUUCAGAAGUUUGCCCUUCCCGAGGCCAAGUAAAUAGAAGACAUCUCAUAGGAGGUUUUGGAAGAUCCUGCAAUUUGGUUUUUAUACGUUACCACAGCCUAUAUUGUUUUUGGUGAAUAUUGUUCAAUACGUUGGGGUUAAUUUUUCAGUCUGGUCAUGUACAAGGGAUAUAAAUGUCAAGCCAGGUCCAAUUGUUUCCUUUGUUGUAGGUUACAUUGAUCCGGAGGUCCAUUUUUCGUUAAAAAAACAUUAUACUCAAUAGAAAUGAAAGGUCCGUUUAUUCUUUA
Daucus carota subsp. sativus is the source of this 2275-nucleotide messenger RNA. Its product is annotated as probable beta-1,4-xylosyltransferase IRX14H. The record is from RefSeq and is a predicted model, not a curated record. Gene Ontology annotation, biological process: glucuronoxylan biosynthetic process; plant-type secondary cell wall biogenesis. Bases 364 to 1908 code for a protein of 514 amino acids. Gene Ontology annotation, molecular function: galactosylgalactosylxylosylprotein 3-beta-glucuronosyltransferase activity; xylosyltransferase activity. NCBI's taxonomy places the organism in Eukaryota, Viridiplantae, Streptophyta, Magnoliopsida, Apiales, Apiaceae. The transcript has 3 exons. Gene Ontology annotation, cellular component: Golgi membrane.